AUGCUCUCGUGGGUUUCUUCCGUCUUUGGUUCCCAGCCCGCGGCCUCUGCGCCUGCCUCUGCCCCCAAGACCCCGGAUACCCCCAAGGUUCCCGACAUCGCGGAUGCAUCCAGUCAAGGCCAGGUCCUCCGGUCUGCAUCGAUGGAUGAGUCGCCCACCCUCCAGAACCAAGUUCCACCCAAGCUCAAAGUCUCAAACGACGAGUGGAUCUUCCUGGCCAAAUCCGACGACGAAAUCAGCAUGAAGUCGCUUCCGGACCAGUUCGACUCGGACUCGGAAACCGAGCUGGCGUCCGGACCCGUCAUCGAGACCACCCCGCCGGGCCCGGCCAAGACGCAGUCCGGCGACGAAAAGCAAUUCCAGGUCAAGAAGACCCGCCGUGGCCGAAAGCGCAGAGGCCCUGUCUCGCCCACCGAUGCCAAUGGCCCCGCCCCCGAGUCCGCCGAGGCCGGUGCGUCGCUGCCUGCAACCCCGGCUCGGCAUGCUGUCCGGGGCAGCAGCGGCUCUGCCAGCGCAAGCGGCUCCCCGGUCGGCCCUGCUCAUCUGGUGCCUUCUGUGGGCUCGGGCGAGUCUGGCCCAGAAAGCGAGCCCGACCAAGACCAGCAGGAGCUGGACCUGUUGGACCUCGUCGACAUGGCCCGCUCCCGCGGAACCCAGAAGCAGCGCCGCAUGGACGCGCGAGCCGCAUGGCUGGCUCAGCAGAAGCGGGUUGUCCGCCCGUCGUAA
Polychytrium aggregatum is the source of this 726-nucleotide messenger RNA. RefSeq lists its product as uncharacterized. The transcript has a single exon. Bases 1 to 726 code for a protein of 241 amino acids. Lineage: Eukaryota; Fungi; Chytridiomycota; Chytridiomycetes; Polychytriales. The record is from RefSeq and is a predicted model, not a curated record.